AUGUCGGACUCGGAAGCUCGACGUUCGCUAUCGCCACGAGCGCCCCCGCCGCCUCGUGCCCGACAAAACGGCUUAUACCAAGGCAAGUCCGGCUUGUGGUCAACCUCCAGGAGGUCCUUUUGUGGUCCCCCUCACCAUCGCCCGCUCCGCUCCGAGCACGACGCCCCCGACGGCAACGACGACGCCCACGCCACGACGCCUUCUCUACUAACGACCGUGACGCCAUUACGCCACUCCGCCCCGCCCCCCACCGUCCGAGCGCACCCGUCCCCGCUUGCACCUUGUCUUCUCGUUCCCUUUCUCGCCAUUUUCGCCUCAAUAUCCUCCGCUUUAUCGACCGUCAUGGGCAUGUUUACACGACAUCGGAACGGUCCGAGCGCUGUACCACAGACCCCGAAGAUGCCGAGCAUCGCGCUCCCUGAGAGCCCCGCCCAGUGGGCGUCGACGACCAGGGCGCGUCGGUCCUCAAGCAAUGCAGGACGCCCCGUUAUCCCUCCACGGCCUAUGCAAGCUCCUCAGAUGAGCAUGGAUGCCACUCGCGCGCAGGCGCCGAGUCGCCAGUCCACGAGGCCGCGGGCACAAUCAUUGCUUGCAGCAGUAGUGACUCCCAAGCCCUUGAAGCCCAUCUUGAAGAGUUCACGACGAGCGACGAUACCAGCAUCGUCGACGGCGGGGGGCUGGACCCCUUCUGCAACCACUCCAGUGGAGACGGUGACAACCUCGGGUCGUAACCAGAUAUACGGCCCGAAAGUGCGGGGGAAGACCUACUAUCCGGACGGGAGAGUGGCAGAUCACGACGGGAACGUCUACCCUGAAUAUCCAGGGGAUCCUAGGGUCACUACGGCAGACCGUGCGCGAUCUGUAGCGGGUCACAGGCCAUCUAGGAGCGAAGGGCGUACCGGUGGUCAGGACCGCCGUGCUGUGGAGCAGCGCGACGCGGGUUACACUUCUGAUAUGCACGACAGCGUAUCUCGUCGACCAAGGGGUCCGAACCUCGGUAUAGGGAGUUUGUCCAUCUACCUCCACCACGAACUAACCACUCCUUCUCAGAGCCGCUGA
This is a messenger RNA of Schizophyllum commune H4-8, 1059 nucleotides long. RefSeq lists its product as uncharacterized. NCBI's taxonomy places the organism in Eukaryota, Fungi, Basidiomycota, Agaricomycetes, Agaricales, Schizophyllaceae. The record is from RefSeq and is a predicted model, not a curated record. Bases 1 to 1059 code for a protein of 352 amino acids. The transcript has 5 exons.